Messenger RNA from Rhipicephalus sanguineus (brown dog tick), 2677 nucleotides. RefSeq names its product oxysterol-binding protein-related protein 11. The transcript is spliced from 21 exons. The record is from RefSeq and is a predicted model, not a curated record. NCBI's taxonomy places the organism in Eukaryota, Metazoa, Arthropoda, Arachnida, Ixodida, Ixodidae. Gene Ontology annotation, molecular function: sterol binding. Bases 160 to 2238 code for a protein of 692 amino acids. Gene Ontology annotation, cellular component: cytosol; membrane; intracellular membrane-bounded organelle.
ACACGUUGCGUGAGAAGCCAACUGCCCAGACGACGAGCGCCAAGAAAAUGACUUUGGGGCUCGGAGAAACGGUGCUUCCAACUUGUGCAUACGCCCCGCAUCCUCGGCGAUUGUUUCUGCUUCGAUAAACUCUCGGCUGAGAAACAAACACGAUCGAGAAUGGACGUUGUCGACACUAUCAAGGAGUUGAGCUCCCGUCUUCUCGCUGACAUCUUGGAACUUGACGUUGAUGAAGGGAACAAGAUGAGGCAGCCAUUAGAGGGUCAGCUGUACAAGUAUACAAACGUUGUGAAGGGAUGGCAGUACAGGUGGUUUGUCCUGAACCCGGACAUAGGAAUGUUGGAAUACUACAUGUUAGAUGAAGUAAAGAAGGGCAAGCCCCGCGGAGCGGUUCAUCUUGCGGGGGCCGUCAUUUCGCCAAGCGACGAGGAUGGCCAGAUGUUCACCGUCAGCGCGGCCUGCGGGGAAGUGUAUAAAUUAAGAGUGGUGUCCUGCGGACGUUCCCGUUUUCCAGGCCAAGACGCCAAGGAGAGGCAGUUCUGGAUCAACAGGCUACGCAAGGUCGCCGAAGACCACACGAAAACAAUAGCUCAGAAAAACCCUCCACUACUGCCACGAGAAAUCCGUGGUCCCCACGAAGGCGUGGUACCUCAGGACAAGGGAAGCGGGUCCGGUCAGGGUGCCAGCUCGCAGACGGUGUGGUACACGACCGGUAUGGGCGGUCACACGGAAGCGAGCGCGACGCCUGCCGAGGCCUUCUCCUCGGUUCGGGAGAUACUCGCGCGUGCUGGGAAGCUUUAUUACAACCUGGCUCAGUCCAUUGAGAGCCUCCCGAGCCACGGGCCCGGUUUUAAGUAUUACGACAAGGACAUGCUGUUGCUAAAAGCAACGUCAUGUGCCACAGUUAUGUGCCUGGAGCAGUGCCUCAGCAUCCUUCAAGAAAGCAAGGCAAACUUCAAUCCUGCCGGCUUACCUUCCAACUCCACAGUCGAAUGGUUGGAGCCAUCGCAUUGCAGCGACAGUGCACCGGACGGAAGUGGCAGCGAACAGGGCUCUUGUAAGCUGGGCCACACAGCAACCGCUUCGGGCAGCUGCUUGUCUGGCCCAGUAGGGGACACCAACAACUCUGGCGAGGUACCUGAUGAAGACGAGAGCGGUGACGAAGACACCUCAAUACCGACGGAAGAGAACAAGGACGCCAUACUGCAGCUGCUGUCCAAACUCAAGCUUGGCAUGGACCUUACAAAGGUGGCACUUCCAAGCUACAUUCUUGAGCCCAGGUCACUUCUUGAAGUGUACGCCGACUUCAUGAGCUACCCUGACAUGUUUCUGAGGAUAGUGGACGGUGAAACGCCUGAGGAGAGGCUGGUCAUGGUCACAGAAUGGCUGCUGUGUUCACUCUACGCAACACGCAAGAGUCGCUCUGCCCAAAAACCAUACAACCCUGUGCUUGGCGAGAUGUUUCACUGCUCGUGGCAAGUGGCCGGGGUUGGCGACGUCGGGACCCAAGUCACCUUUGUGGCGGAGCAGGUCUCCCAUCACCCACCAGUGAGUGCCUUCUAUGUGGAGUGCCUGGAGAAGCAGAUGUGCCUUUCAGCAUCACUUGGCAUCAAAUCUAACUUUAUGGGAAAUUAUGUGGGGCUGCAGUUCUUGGGUGAAGUGGAGCUACGCCUGUUGAGCUCGGGCGAGGCGUACAGCAUAGGACUGCCCACCAUGUAUUGGCGGUCCCUGCUCAGCGAACCGUACAUCGAGCUGGGUGGGAGGAUCACAGUUGCGUGCGGCGAUGCCGUCGCACCCAUCACAUUCCACACAAAGCCGUUCUAUGGAGGCAAGCUUCACUGCGUCUCUGGCGAAGCCAAGUCCGCAACGGGUGAGAUGGUGUGCAAGGUUUCGGGCGAGUGGGACACGAGGCUGGAGCUGCAGUACGCAGACGGGCGCUCCAAGGAGUGGAAGAUCUCCGAGUUGAAGCGACAGCCGAAGCGCUGUCGACCCAUAGACGCCCAGGACAACUUUGAAUCCCGGCGUCUGUGGCAGCCCGUCACACAAGCGCUACGCUCUGGUAACACAGUGCUGGCAUCCCAUCACAAGUGCCAGAUUGAAGAGAGAUUGCAAGAACAGUCGGGAGGAAAGGGGGAUCCUGAGCAAGGAGAGAUGGCACAGCAUACACAUGAUGCCAAGCUUUUCCGACUUGAAGGAAACGUAUGGAAGUACAAGUACCCAUUGGGAAAGCCAAGCUAGUCUUCACAGAACCUGUGGAUGAGAGAGAAUCACGGUGCACCCCCACACAGGUGCUAAAGCCGCAGCAGUGUGUCGUAGACAGUGACGACACCACAAGAUGCUUUCUUGUAGGCAAACAUCCAGACCUCCCCUGCACAGAGCAGCAGUGCUAUCCCUUCGCAAGGAUCAAGCCUGGCUACCAACUUGCGGAGUGCACUUACCGUUGUACUGCUCACUUUUCAGUCGUUCCGGCUGCUUGUGUGACCGGCAGAGACGAUGACAUCCAUUUCUUCGUGUUAGAAAAAAAAACAAGUGACGCUCUCUUCCCUUUUGGACUGCGUGAUCACUGCGGGUAUGUUGUACAGUAAUAACAGAGGAAGAUGCAAGUGUUGUAAUAUGACUAUGUAUUUUGGAAAUGAAAAUUUUUAUUAAGAAAAUAAAUAAAUAAAAGAAUUUUUCA